AUCUACCAUUGCUAGAAUUGGCUAUGAUUUUGAUAUGAAAUAUUUAAAAAAACUGCGACGAAAACUAAAAGGAAAAUAAUAAUUUAUAAGCAAAUAAAAUUAUACUUACAUAUUAACAACAACUUAUUGAUUUGCUCUUAAGCCAAUAUAUUUACAUAAAAAUAUAAACACCCUAUCAAUAAUACUAAAAGUUCUGUUUAGUUCUGUUUAAUACAAACUUAUGAAAUAAAAUUUAUUAUUCAGUAAAGCAGAACUUCGAUAUGGCCACUCCUACACCCGAAACCCCUGAAAAUUUUGAUCAAUUUGACGAAGAAGAAUCAGAGCAACAACUUGGAGCAACUCCUUCUGGACGAAAACGUCUAUUUAGUAAAGAGCUCCGUUGUAUGAUGUAUGGCUUUGGUGAUGAUCAGAAUCCAUAUACAGAAAGUGUUGACUUUUUAGAAGAUUUAGUUAUGGAAUUUAUUACAGAAACAACACACAGAGCCAUGGAAGUUGGUAGAACAGGUAGAGUACAAGUAGAAGAUAUUAUAUUUUUAGUUCGUAAAGACCCACGGAAAUAUGCCCGUGUUAAAGAUCUGCUCACAAUGAAUGAAGAACUUAAGAAAGCCAGAAAAGCAUUUGAUGAAGUUAAAUAUGUUGAAGAUCAACAAUAACAAUUGUGGCGCAACAACCGACGCUAUGCUACUAAGAUUGAUAAUAAAUAUCAAUAUAUAUGAAUGGAAGUAAAUGGGACAAAAUGGACUGCUGAAAAUUAUUCAGGGUAUUCCUACUAUAGACCUUGAUACUACAUUAUAAAAAUUAGUUUAUGCACAAUGAAUAAACAGUAAUGAUGCUCAAUUAAAAAUAGUCUAUUUUUCAACAAUUUUUUAUUUAUAUCUUUUAUCCGACAAUAAUUCAGUAUCUCAUAAUAUUUAUAACUACAACUGUUUAAUGAAUGAAAGUAUAAACUUACAUCGUUGUAUUAUUUUUAUUACGUUCCUAACGAUUUAUUACCAUUUAUUAACUAAAUAAUAUAAAACAUAUAUUUUUUAAAAACUUUAUUGUGUGCGUUACAAGACGAGACAACAAAAAUCAAAUUAGAUUAAUUCUAAUAUACAGAUCAAAACGUAAAAUUAAGUUAAUAUGCUUUAUUGUCUUUAAUCAAACAUAACUGUAAGUAAAAUUAUAAAAUACUUGACACAAAUAAUAACAAUCAAUGAUUAUCUUAAUAUUUAGAAUCUGGUCAACGAAAUCACAAGUCGUUUUAAAUAUGUGAUAAAACUAUGUGGAAUUACAACAUUAGUGUUUCUAAUAUCAUUUGUAUAUAAAACUUCAACGAAAUGUUCACAUUUCUGACGACUAGACUAGGUGUUCAAAAAAACAUCCGGAAGUCUAAACUUUGGUUUUAAAUAUAUGUCACUCACAACAGUUUAUUUACUUUGUCUAUUUAUAAAUCUAAUGAUAAUAAAUAGGCCAUUUAUGGCAGUGAAUUAGUGAAGACUAAUAAAUUAUUUAUUAAUAGUUUUCUAAGCAACGUGCUAAGGUAAUUCAGCAAUAUAGCAAUAUAAUUACGCAUAAA
Molecule: messenger RNA, 1558 nt
Organism: Achroia grisella
Lineage: Eukaryota; Metazoa; Arthropoda; Insecta; Lepidoptera; Pyralidae
Gene: Taf13
Product: transcription initiation factor TFIID subunit 13
Exons: 5
Coding region: 261-653 (130 amino acids)
Biological process (GO): transcription by RNA polymerase II
Cellular component (GO): transcription factor TFIID complex
Molecular function (GO): protein heterodimerization activity
Source: RefSeq, a predicted model, not a curated record